Wallemia mellicola CBS 633.66 is the source of this 513-nucleotide messenger RNA. RefSeq names its product ubiquitin conjugating enzyme Ubc14. NCBI's taxonomy places the organism in Eukaryota, Fungi, Basidiomycota, Wallemiomycetes, Wallemiales, Wallemiaceae. The coding region runs from base 5 to 463 and encodes 152 amino acids. The transcript has 9 exons. The record is from RefSeq and is a predicted model, not a curated record.
CAGAAUGGCACAAGCGACAAAGAGGAUAGGUGCUGAGUAUAGUCAGAUCAGUAAGGAACCAAUUGAAGGUGUCUCUCCAAUUGAACUCGUAAACGAUAACCUCUUUGAAUGGAAAGGUUAUCUUAAAGGUCCUCAAGGUACACCAUAUGAAAGCGGCAAAUUUCACUUUACUCUCACAUAUCCAGAGAACUUUCCAUUCAAAGCACCGACUGUACAAUUCAAGACGAAGAUAUAUCACCCAAACUUUGACCAAGACGGUAAUAUCUGUAUAGGUCUUCUCAAGGCAGAAAGCUGGAAGCCAACUGCGAGGGUAUCACAAAUCUUCCAAUCACUUCUCCAAUUGCUUGCUGAACCUAACCCUGAUGAUCCCCUUGAUGCCGACGCUGCUGAGACAUACAGGACAAACAGAUCAAAGUUCAAUGAGAGCGCAAAGGACUACGUUGAAAGAUACGCAAAGGCAUAAUUAAUACAUUCAUAUCACAUGUAAGACUAUAAUACACUAGCAUAGAAGGU